GAAACGCAGACAAUCUAUGUUUGGUCUCCCCACACUCAUUUACUUACAAAACCUACAUACAUACAGAGUAAUAAACAUGGCAUUAUCUACAACAUACUAUCAUACAUUUUCCAGAUUGAACUUAACUACACUAACUCUACAUAUAUUACAAUACAAUGGUAUAUUUUUAGUCUAUACAUAUUAAAGGCCUUGGGUUAAAAAAUCUAACAGUAGGUCUAUUCAAUGCAGGUUCACUGAGCACAGGACACGAGGAGUUUAUCAUGGCUAUGGAGGAACUUAACCCUGAUGUAAUGGCGAUAAACGAGACGUGGCUCAGGACGGGGGAGGAGGAUAGGGCACCCAAACUAUCAGGUUACCGUCUAAGGCAUACUCCGAGACCUACCCAAGUUAGAGGAGGGCGCGGUGGUGGGGUCGGUUUCUACAUACGCAAGGGGCUAAACGUGAGGACCUGUCCACAUCCUGCCACUUUUUCUACUGUUGAGCAAAUGUGGGUCUCCUUGCGUCUAAAUAAUCAGAAAAUUGCUAUUGGUACAGCUUACAGACCUCCAUGGCAGGACGUGAAUGUGUUUUUGGAUGCCAUCGCUGAGACAAUUGCCUCCUUCACCGGGUUUGAUGGACUGGUCAUUCUUGGAGACUUCAACAUCAACCUGCUGGACGGGCAUGGUGGCAAGUGUAGGGAUCUCAUAAAUUGUAUGCACAGCCUCAACCUGAAGCAACUGGUUUCCGAGCCAACACAUUACACAGCACACAGCUCAACUCUUAUUGAUGUAAUAUGUACCGACAUAAAGGCUCUUAGGGUUAUUGUGAGACAAUCACCUGAUCUGGGAGGCCACGCCAUGCUCAUGGCGGAGCUCAGGGUCAGGAGGGAGACAGCGAAACCCCACUGGGUCACCUACAGGCCACUGAAGGGCAUCAUGCAGCAUCUUUUUGACUCAGACCUUAGUAAAAUUGACUGGUCGAACCUCAGAGGUGUCGGGGACAUAGACGCUAGAGUUGAGGCAUUUACGGGGUGUAUUCGAGGGCUGAUAGAUCUGCACGCCCCAAUAAAAACACGUAAAUUCAAGCAUCCCCCCCACCCUUGGAUAACGGACACAAUCAGAGAGAUGAUGCAUGUCAGGGAGAAUUACCAUAGACAAUUUAAGAAGACAGCUACCGCUACUCUACGGGACAGUUAUAGAGUGAUGAAGAAACUAGUAUCAGAUGCUAUAGAAAGAGAAAAAACUUGCUUUUUCAAUAAACACAUAAACAGUAACCUUAAAAAUUCAAAACAGCUCUGGAAGAAUUUAAAAAGCACAGUUCUACCGAACAAGAAAGAUGCUUGUGAACUCCCUUUACUGUUUAAUGACCCCGACUCCAUCAACAAUCAUUUCCUUGAUGUGCCUGGUGAGGACAGUGUGACAAUCUCUCAACUAACUUACUAUGAAUUUCACAGAUACAAUAGUGUUACAUCCUUCUCACUUCAGACUGUGAAUUCAGAUGUAGUUCUAAAAACCAUCACAGCACUUAAAUCGAACGCCCAGGGAUGCGAUGGUGUCACCCUGGACAUGAUACUGCUCACUCUUCCUUACUCGCUGGAGGCCAUCACUGACAUAGUAAACUGCUCUAUACUUGAGGGCAGUUUCCCUGAGUGCUGGAAAAUAGCAGUCGUGAAGCCUCUGCCAAAAAUCAACCAUCCAACAACAGUCCAUGAGCUCAGGCCCAUUAGCAUUCUGCCAUGCCUCUCUAAAAUCUUGGAACGUAUAGUAUGUGACCAGCUGACCAAAUACCUUGAGACAGAGGACAUACUUCCACAACGUCAAUCGGGAUUCCGCAAGGGCUUCAGUACAGCAACCGCCCUUUCGGAUGUUGUUGAUCACCUUUUGGCCAGCCAAGACAGGGGAAUGGUCUCCUUGUUGAUGCUGCUGGACUUCUCGCGCGCAUUUGACUCCAUAAACAUUCGUUUGCUGCUAUCAAAAUUGAGUUUUUAUGGUCUUGACAGAACUUCAGUGCAAUGGUUUCACAGCUACCUGACGCAGAGACAGCAGUAUGUGGAGCUAAAAAAAACAGACGGUACUGUAUUUAUAUCACAACGCAAACCAGUCACCCGCGGAGUCCCCCAGGGAUCCAUCCUAGGCCCAAUUCUAUAUAUUUUAUACAGCGCGGACAUAAUUAACCACAUUACUGACUGCCACUACCACCUCUACGCUGACGACCUACAACUAUACAUAUCGUUCCCACCAUCAGACUUUGCUGCUGCCAUAUCCAAAGUCAAUAAUCAGCUGAGUAGAAUCUCCAUCUGGUGCACUUCCAACUGCCUUGUGCUUAAUCCCAGAAAAUCCAAAUUCAUGCUGACAGGCUCACCCAAAGGGUUGGAAAAACUCAAAGAUAGGAGCGGGUUUUGGAAGCACGUAAUCUGGGUCUGAUUGUUGACAGUAAACUUAGGUUUGAGAGUCACGUGCUCGAGUGUGCCAGAACUUGUUUUUACCGGCUGAAGCUUCUGUAUAAGCUGAGACCAUACAUAACUGAAAGCCUUAGAACCUCUCUAUGCGAGUCACUUAUACUAA
This is a messenger RNA of Ostrinia furnacalis (Asian corn borer), 2543 nucleotides long. RefSeq lists its product as uncharacterized. Lineage: Eukaryota; Metazoa; Arthropoda; Insecta; Lepidoptera; Crambidae. The transcript has 2 exons. Gene Ontology annotation, molecular function: catalytic activity. The record is from RefSeq and is a predicted model, not a curated record. The coding region runs from base 261 to 2402 and encodes 713 amino acids.